AUGGAGUCGAGUGAAGGUAAUCGACAAAUUAAACCGAUUACUCUCGUUAUUAGGAAAGAUUGCAAAAUCAAGUUAUUAGGAAAGAGUGCGAAAGUUUGCAAAAUGCAAUUGCGGCGGAAAUGUCGUCAGCCUAAAUGCCUUGUCCGCAAUUUCACAACGCAGUGUUCGCACGCUUCAGAAAAGCCGAAUUUCAUUUUUUUUCCAAUCAAAACCAUGGCCUUUCCAUUCGAUAUUCUACAUUCUGAAAUUAUCCGAACAGCUUUGGAAGGCGAACAGGAACGAUGUGAAGCGAAGGAAAAGUUCGGAUCGGUAGGAACUCACUGAAAUCCAAAUUUAAAACUGCUACUCGUAUUUCAGAUUAUUGAAAACCUCACGGGACCGGCAGACAUUGAAAAGUAUGACAGCUUGGUGCAAAAAGCGUUUCUUCAUGUCUGUUUGCAAAAUUGUUUCGUAAUUCAUUCAGUUUUUGCAGUCGAAUGCAGAAACAAAACUGGAAGCGAUUGGAUUUCGAGUCGGAAGGCAGCUGGUGGAGAAAGUGUCGAAAGAGACGGCAAAACUUGUCACGGAACUUGAAGUAAGUUUUAUACGAAAAAGGUUUAGUACGGGUUUACCCGCCGGUAAAAGUAUCUACGAGUAACGUAGAAUGAGGGCAAAGGAAUAGAAUUCAAGAUCGAUAACAUUCUAGAGCAAAAACACGUAAAUGUUAGCUGAUCUAAUAAGGAGAUAAAGACUAGGAGAGGCGUGUGGAGAAGUCAGAUAGAAAAUUACGAAAAAAAAAUCAUAUCGAAAACUAUUGGUUUUCUGCACUGCUCAGUGUCGGUCGAUCGAGAAAAAAUUACACAAGAAACGAGAAAAGCAAUCGAAGAGGCCGCAUGUUUCGCGCUGCGCGCGUAGAUCAAGAACGGGUCUCGCAGCGAUUCGACAGAAUGAGUGUACGCAGUGCGGCCUUUUGGGAUGGCAGGCAGGGCAGGGAAAAAAGAGAAGAUCGUUCGGCAGAGAAAUCUCUCCCGAUGCUGAUGGAGCCAGACGGCGGUGCGGCUCUCGCGAGAGCAUGUAUGACCGGGUCAGUGACCGUUCACCCUAUCGGAUCGUCGGAUCCUGAGAUAUGUGGAUCAUUGGCCGAUUUUUUCUAAAGACCCCGGGCUUCCGGCCAAUUUCGGCCAAUGAUCCACAUAUCUCGGGACCAGAUGAUCCGAUCGGGCUGAAACUUGGUCCCAGUAUGCUUCAACCCAUGUCCAAGAAGCCUGCAAAGUUUGGGUCCGAUCGGAAUAUUGCAAGUGGUUCAAAGGUCCAGGUCAAGGACCGGCCAACGAAAAGCCCGUGCCGGCCAAUUGCCCAGCCCUGGAAACACGUAUUCGUAGUUUGGUAUCGCGUUCUGCGGUCCUCUCCAGUCUGACGGACCAUUUGGCCAGGACGACGCUUUUUGUCUUUCAGAUUGUGAAAUUCAUCUGCAAAGAUUUCUGGUCGACUGUCUUCGGAAAACAAGUCGAUAAUCUGCGAACGAAUCACCAGGUAACCUCAGUUAACAUCAAUUUUCACUGAACAAACAACUUUCUCAGGGUGUCUACGUUGUACAGGAUGGCCGAUUUUCAACUCUUCGCAGCUUUCCGGAAGGAGAUCAGUACGUCAAAGAGAGCGCAUACUUUCUCGCUUUCCCCUGCGGUCUUCUUCGUGGAGCACUUGCCGGACUCAACAUCAGAGCAGUUGUGACGCCGACGAUAGAGAGUGUGCCUUCAGUCAAAUUCCACAUUCAAAUACAGGGAAAAUAG
Molecule: messenger RNA, 1769 nt
Organism: Caenorhabditis sp. 36 PRJEB53466
Lineage: Eukaryota; Metazoa; Nematoda; Chromadorea; Rhabditida; Rhabditidae
Source: the annotation of a GenBank genome assembly